Messenger RNA from Pseudozyma hubeiensis SY62, 2463 nucleotides. Its product is annotated as cystathionine gamma-synthase. The transcript has a single exon. Gene Ontology annotation, biological process: transsulfuration. Lineage: Eukaryota; Fungi; Basidiomycota; Ustilaginomycetes; Ustilaginales; Ustilaginaceae. The coding region runs from base 1 to 2463 and encodes 820 amino acids. Gene Ontology annotation, molecular function: cystathionine gamma-synthase activity; pyridoxal phosphate binding. The record is from RefSeq and is a predicted model, not a curated record.
AUGUUCCGAGAUUUCCAUGUGAGUCACUUUGAGCAGCGUCGUGUGGUGCAGUGCCCGGUUCACCAACACAGUAUCAUCUUCGCCGCCACACUUCCCAACACCAUCAUCUCGUCAUUCUGGCUCCGAAACAUGCAGUUGGCUACACCAGUACCGCUUCCGAAGGCGCCUGCGCCCUCCAGCGGAGCAGCAGCAUCCAAAAAGGACUAUGACGUCGGCACCUCCAUCCCCGCCAACCUCGACCAUGCCGUCUCGGUGUCUCUCCCUCUGUGGAGCGACAACAUCGACUACGAAGAGGGUCGCCUCUCCAAAUCCAUGGAGACCGGCUAUCCUCGUUUCUUCAUCCAUCGUACCAUUCAGCAACUCGCCAGCUUGCUCUGCAGGAAGUUUGCCAAGCCCAACGAGGACUGCAUCCUCUUUCCCUCGGCAAGGAUUGCUGAACGGUGUCGUGACUUUAUGCGCUCCCAGUCCAAGAGCGCACAGCCACUACCUAUCCGUAUCGUCCGCUUCUCGAUGCUAGAGCAUUCCGUGCCCAAUGCAAGCGGUACGAAUGCGAACAACUCGAGCUCCAGCACCGCAGAACACGUUUCCGACCAACUCGAAACCAACCAUUUCCAGGCGUCCAGUACAACCGCACACUACAUCUUCAUUGUCUUCUUCCCACAAGACGUCUUUUCACUCGCAAAGACCUACUGGCAGCACACUGGUGACGGAAUCUCGAGCAGGCAGGCCGAACGCUGCCUUUCGCUGUUGGAGCAGUCGAAGAGUGGCGCUGCAGAGCAGGAUAUCACGAGCAAGCCCGCGGAUACUUCGACCAACGAAGCUGUUCCGACCGCCAGCCUGUCCGCUUCGAACGACGACAUGUACAAGAAGCCUUCCUCCACCGCUUCGGCGGGAAAACGAUUCUACAACCGCUACGCCCGCACCAACAGCUCCGCUGGCACCGUCCUCGCCUCCACCAACACUGCUACGCCUUCGCCCACCUCCAGCCUGCCACAGACACCUUCCAGCAGCGGCAUCCUCCAACGUCCCUCCACCGCAGACAACGACGAUGCUCUCUCCGCAAGUGUCUCCAGUCUGUCCGGUGUCACUCCUGCCACCGCCACUCCCAACGGCCAGGACACUUCCGAAAACGCGUCGUCCGACCUCGUCACCUAUGUCGAAGAACGCUACGGUCGCAACCUCCCACUCACAUCCGCCCCCUCGGCCAAGCUCGCUCUGCGUCGUCGUAUCGCCGGGACUCUGCUCUCGGAUCGCAACGAGCACUCGGCUACCGAGACGCCGGGGGAUCAGGUCGGUGAGACGGGUCGAACGGGCACAGGCGUCACCGAAGACGACGUCUUCCUCUUCCCCUGCGGAAUGAGUGCCAUCUUCCACGCCCAUCAGCUGGCCAUGCGUGCGGCACCGCAGCUGACCUCCGAUUUGCAACCACGUCAGGUUGGGAAAAGUGUUUGUUUCGGGUUCCCGUACACCGACACCCUCAAGAUCCUGCAAAAGUUCGGUCCUGGUUGUCACUUUUACGGUCUCGGCGUCGACUCCGAUCUGGACUCGCUGGAACAACUGCUCGAGUCUCAAUUGCAGGAUCCAACCACACCACCGAUCCUCUCGCUAUUCUGCGAAUUCCCGUCGAACCCACUGCUGCGCUCACCCAACCUUCCACGCAUCCGAUCCCUCGCCGACCGUUACAACUUCCUCGUCGUAGUCGACGAGACCAUCGGCAACUUUGUCAACGUCGAAGUGCUACCUUACGCCGACAUCCUCGUCUCUUCCCUCACCAAGGUGUUUUCGGGGGACGCCAACGUCAUGGGAGGAAGUAUGGUCCUCAACCCACACUCGCGUCACUACACCACGCUUCUCUCUACCCUGAAAUCCUACUACGAAGACACGUACUUUGACGAAGACGCCAUCUUUAUGGAGCGCAACUCGCGCGACUUCAUCCGACGCAUCGUCAAGAUCGACAGCAACACUCGGGCGGUCACCUCGAUGCUCUUCGCCGAACAGCAGGGUCACGGUCGCUUCCCCGGUGUGGUCAAGAAUCUGUUCUAUCCAAAGUACCAGACCAAGGCGAACUACGACGUGUGCAGGAGGAAGGUCGCCUUCACCUCGCCCGGCGGCGGGGGCGGCGGGGAGAUGGCGUCGAGCAAAGAGGAGGACGCUUCGGGAGGCGGGUAUGGCGGUCUCUUUUCGAUUACGUUCCACAACGAGGCGUCGAGCAAGGCGUUCUACGACUCGUUGCAGUGCGCCAAAGGUCCCAGUCUGGGUACCAAUCUGACGCUAGCUAGUCCAUACACCAUCCUGGCGCAUUACACGGAGCUCGACUGGGCAGCAGAGUUCGGCGUCGAGAGAGGCCUGGUCAGGGUCUCGGUGGGGUUGGAGGACGAGGCGUUUUUGGUGAAGAUGUUCGGCGAGAGUCUGGCGUGUGCGGCCAAGGCGAAUGCUGCUCAUAUCGCCGCCGCGCAAAAGUGA